This is a messenger RNA of Boleophthalmus pectinirostris (great blue-spotted mudskipper), 1389 nucleotides long. Its product is annotated as leucine-rich alpha-2-glycoprotein-like. Gene Ontology annotation, cellular component: plasma membrane. The record is from RefSeq and is a predicted model, not a curated record. Lineage: Eukaryota; Metazoa; Chordata; Actinopteri; Gobiiformes; Gobiidae. Gene Ontology annotation, molecular function: protein binding.
GGGACAAAUUGGGCAAAAAGUGUCGACUCUGGACUCUGGAUCAUUAAAAGGACGUUGGUUUUCAUCAGGAGAAGAAGAGCAGAGCCAGAACCUCGACAACAUGACCUCCGCCUGGCUCCUCCCCCUCGUCUUCUGUUCCCUCCUCCCGGCGUGUUUUUCUUGCCCCGCCCUCUGCCGCUGCUUCUCCCGCCGCGCGGAGGUGGUCUGCGACUCCGCCCCCUUCGCCUCCUUCCCGUCGGACUCCCUCCCGCGCAACACCUCCAUCCUCACCGUCCAGUUCACCAACGUCUCCGCCGUCGCCGAGUCCCACCUCCGCCGCGUCCCGAACCUCCGGGAGCUCCACCUCUUCAGCAACCGAAUCCGAAACCUGAGCCCGCACCUUCUCCGAGGACUCCCCAAACUCCGAACCCUGGACCUCACCGACAACAAACUCGCCAUCUUACCCGCCGACGUCUUCAGCCACGCUCCUCUGGAAACCCUGGUCCUGAAGAACAACCAGAUCGAAACCGUCGGCGAGGACUGGUUGUCGGAAAACGGCGCGUUGACGUGGCUGGAUUUAUCCGGGAACCGUUUGGCGAAAAUCCCGGCGAGCUUGUUUCGCAAACUCCCCAACCUGGACAAUCUCGAUCUCCCGAACAACCGCUUGGAGAAGAUCGGAAACUCCCUGGACGCGCUCGCCAAGUUGGAACGUCUGAACUUGGACAACAACAAGAUUGACGCUCUGGAUGAAACGGUUUUCCAGAAUAAUCUAAACUUGACGCAUCUCUUUUUAUCUCGGAAUAGGCUUCAGAAACUUCCGCAGGGUUUGUUCAUGAACUUGACGCGUCUCCGGCAUUUGAACCUGGAGGAGAACCAGCUGCAGACGGUGGCGCCGGGCUCGUUGGACGGGCUGGUGUCGCUGGACGAGGAGGGGCUCGACCUGGCGGGAAAUCCGUGGUCCUGCGACGGGAAGAUCCGGUAUCUGUGGGGGUGGAUGAACAAACACAAGAGCCGGGUUUUCCUUCCUGAGACGGUCACGUGCGCCGCUCCGCCGGCUCUGGUCGGACGGGCCGUCGUGUCCCUGACGCAGAGUGAAAUCGAAAAAGCGGGUAAUGUUCGGUGUAGUUUUGUGAUGAACCUGCACGGCAAAUUUCUCAGAUCUGGUCAAGAUUUAAAAACUUAUAUCAGGUUAUUCUUGUUUUCAGGUUUAUUAUCGACAGAGACGGAGGUUUAUUUGAAGAGAACUUGUCAAGUAAAAUGAUCUUGCUGCAUGGACAAUUUCACUACUUUUAGUCAUUUUCUGAUUCUUUAAUUUGAAAUAAAUAAACAAUGCACAUUAUAUUUGUUUUGUGUUCAAUAAAGUUUGAAACAGUCCACACAUAAUCCAAUAACUGUGUGUAGGAUGAACUG